GAUCCUGGGAGUAGAGGAGGUGCUGGAGGGGCGGGGUGCAGCCACAGGAGAAGGUCCAACGGAAUUUCCGAACAGAGCCUGACCCAUGAUCCUUGCCAUGGCCACGAACACUACAUCUCCUGCAGCACCUUCCUCACCAGGCGUCGUGUUCAUCUCUCUGCUGGCUAUCAUCCUACUGUCAGUGGCUCUGGUUGUGGGGCUCCCUGGCAACAGUUUUGUGGUGUGGAGCAUCCUGGUCAAGAUGCGAAAGCGUUCUGUCACUGCUGUGCUGGUGCUGAACUUGGCCCUGGCUGACUUGGCCGUAUUGCUCACUGCCCCCUUUUUCCUCCACUCCCUGGCCCGAGGCACCUGGAUUUUUGGAGUGGCUGGCUGCCGCCUGUUCCACUAUGUUUGCGGAGUCAGCAUGUAUGCCAGUGUUCUGCUUAUCGCGGCCAUGAGCCUGGACCGCUCGCUGGCCGUGGCUCUCCCCUUUGUGUCCCAGAAGAUGCGUACCAAGGCGUUUGCCUGGCGGUUGCUGGCAGGCAUCUGGGUGGUAUCAUUUCUGCUGGCCACGCCCGUCAUCGUAUACCGCACUGUGGAACUGAAAUACGGGAACCUGGUCUGCUUUCCAGUAUACCCCAGCGAAAGUCACAGGGCCUUCCAUCUGCUGUUCGAGGCCAUCACUGGCUUCCUGUUGCCCUUCCUGGCCGUGGUGGCCAGCUACUCAGACAUCGGACGCAGGCUGCGGGCCCGGCGCUUCCGCCGCAGCCGGCGCACGGGCCGCCUGGUGGCGCUCAUCAUCCUGGCCUUCGCCGCUUUCUGGCUGCCCUAUCACCUAGUGAACCUGGCUGAGGCUGGCCGUGUGCUGGCGGGCCAGGCAGGGGUGGGGUCUGUAGGGCAGCGGCUGCGCCUGGCCCGCCAUGUGCUCAUCGCUCUGGCCUUUCUGAGCAGCAGCGUGAACCCCCUGCUGUAUGCAUGCGCAGGAGGUGGCCUUCUUCGUUCAGCCGGUGUGGGCUUCAUCGCCAAACUGUUGGAGGCCACUGGCUCUGAGGCGUCUAGCACCCGACGUGGGGUCACAUUGGGCCAGACUGUGAAGGGCGCCCCCACCUCUCCUGAGUCUAACCCAGCUGAGAGCCUCACUGUCUCCACCGAACCUCUCCAGUGAAGUGAACUGAACCAGGCCUGGAGAGUGGUGGUGGAAGAACACUUGCUUUCCUCCUGGCAGAAUGCCCCGGCGCUGGCCUGA
Molecule: messenger RNA, 1225 nt
Organism: Artibeus jamaicensis (Jamaican fruit-eating bat)
Lineage: Eukaryota; Metazoa; Chordata; Mammalia; Chiroptera; Phyllostomidae
Gene: LTB4R
Product: leukotriene B4 receptor
Exons: 2
Biological process (GO): positive regulation of cytosolic calcium ion concentration; inflammatory response; phospholipase C-activating G protein-coupled receptor signaling pathway
Cellular component (GO): plasma membrane
Molecular function (GO): leukotriene receptor activity; complement receptor activity
Source: RefSeq, a predicted model, not a curated record